Messenger RNA from Effrenium voratum, 3570 nucleotides. The record is from the annotation of a GenBank genome assembly. Lineage: Eukaryota; Dinophyceae; Suessiales; Symbiodiniaceae.
AUGAGGGGCCGGACCAGCUUCCAGCAGCUGCUCCAGCGCUCCACCCGCCUCGCCGGGCGCCUGGCGCCCCUGGCGCCGGCGGCGCAGCCGGAGGGUACUGUGGGUCUGUGCGGGGUGGGCGGCGACUCGGCGCUGGCGGCUCUGCUGGCGUGCCUUCAGCUGGCGGUGCCCUACACGCCGCUGGGCGCAGAGGCGCCCUCCGGGCGCCUGGCGGCGCCAGAGGCGCGCCUGGCGGCGCUCAUAGACCUGGCGCAGGUCUGGGCUGUGCUUUGCAGUGCGGACCUGGUCGCGCAAGUGCAGUCGGCUUGGAGGCCGGAGGCAGUCCUCAACGUCGACGCCGACUUCCCUGAGGCGCCGAGCCUCGGGUGCGGGGCGCCGCCCGAGAGCUCGGGGGUGCUCUAUGUGCUGUUCACCUCGGGCUCCACUGGACAACCCAAGGGCGUGGAAGGCACGGAGGCGGCCACUUUGAACCGCCUGCGCUGGCAGUGGCGGCGCUUCCCCUGGGCCGUUGGAGAGGUGGCCGUUGCUCGGACGCCUCUUACGUUUGUGGACCACGUGGCCGAGAUCUUCGGGGCGCUUCUAGCGGAAGGAGGCCCUUCCUUGGCGCUGGCGGAUGCGGGGCUCCAGGGCCUGCGCUGCCUCCAAGACUUCGAGUCCACACGGCUGGUGCUGACGCCCACGCUGCUCAGCGCCGCGUUGGCAGAGGAUGUCUGGCAGUCCGUGCAGCUGCUCACAUGCUCCGGGGAGGUGCUGAGCAGGAGUCUUCUCGAGAAAGCACGCCGCAAAUUGCCAGAGACUUGCAGGAUCCUGAACAUCUACGGCGCCACGGAGGUGGCGGGUGACGCCACCUGCGCGGAGCUGCCGCGGGACGACGAGGCGGGGCUGCCGGUGGUGUGCUGCGGGCGGGCCAUCGACAACACGGAGGUGGAGGUGAGGGCGGAGGAGAGCGAGGAGGGGGAGGUCUACAUCUCCGGCGCCUGCCUCUGCCGCGGCUACUUCCGCGACCUGGAGGCCACCUCCGCCGCCUUCGGCGGCGGAAGCGGCGCGAAGCGCGCCUUCCGGAGCUUCGACCUGGGCCGGUGGCAGGCGACGAAGGGCGGAAAGAGCCUGGUGAUCCUGGGCCGGUGCAACCAGCUGGUGAAGGUGCGGGGCCAGCGGGUGGCCCUGUCCUUCGUCGAGGAGUCGCUGUGCUCGGAGCAGCUGGCGGCGGCCUUGGGGCGCCAAAGCGCAGGCCCCGUCUUCUCGGAGGCCGUGUGCGUCGUUACCCGCGAGGGCGCGCUGGUGGCGGCAGUCAUUUUGGCGCCGGCCUGGCGGGAGGUUGCCCUGGCAGAUGUGAGGCGCUGCCUGGGGCAGCAGCUGCCGGGCGCGGCGGUGCCGGCGCUGCGCGCCGUGGCGGCGCUGCCGCGGCUGGGCGCGGGGAAGGUGGACCGCCGGGCGGCGCGAGACUUGGCCGAGGAGCCUGGGGCGACCCUGUCGGACCUGCCGUUGGCAGCUGGCCCGGAGGAUCUGCGCGAGCUCUGGCAGGCCUGCCUGCCGCUGAAGGUGGAGGACUGGAACUGCUCCUUCGCGGAUGCUGGGGGCGACUCGGCGGGCGUGAUGAAGCUCGCGUCGCUGCUGCGGCAGAAGAUGGGCGUGGACUACGACGCCGUGAUGGCGGCCGCUGCAGAGUCCUUUGCCGCGCUGGCGCGUCUGUGCGAGGCUGCCGCCAAGGCACCCCACGAACUUCAGGCAGCUGAAGCUCCGGCCCGGAAGGCUGCACGCCGGGGCCCCAGCCCACGCCCGGGCCCAGACGUGCGCGCGGCGCCCGCCUGGCUUGCCCGGGGCGGCACCUGCCGGGCUGCGGGGCCAGUGAGCGAGGUCAGCCUCAGCUGGCGUGCAGACCUGCACCAGUGCGUGGACGCCUCUCCUUUGCUGGUCCCUGGCGAGCGCUGGCGCCUGCUGAUCGGAUCCCACUCACACGAGCUGGCCUGCUUUGAUGCGGACACCGGGACGGAGCUGUGGCGUGUGACCCUCACGGACCGCCUGGAGGGCGCCUGCGCAUGGGGUUUGGGGCCGGAGGAGGAGGCGUGCGCCUUUGCGGCCGGCUACGACGGGAAGAUGCACUGCGUCUCGGUGGCGAGUGGGGCGCUUCGCUGGUCGCAGCUGGUGGCGCCAGAGGACCAGGACCGGGACACGGAGGUGAAGAGUGCGCCGGUGGUGGCAGGGCGAGUGGUGCUCACAGGCACGCACGGGGGCAGCGUGGCGGGCCUGUGCUGCCGCAGCGGGCGGCGGCUCUGGCGGGUGCCGGCGUCCGGGGCCGUCUUCGCCCCGGUGCUGGUGGCGGCGGAGCACAUGUAUGUCUGCACAACUACCGGGCAGUCGUUGAGCAAGUUCCACUUCGCCGGCGGUGACUUCGCAGAGCGCCCCCGGCACCAGCGCUCCCGGCGCCUCGCCGCGCCCAUCUUCGCGGCGCCGCUGCCGCUUUCGGCGUCCGAGGCGGCCCAGGCGGCCGCGCUGGUGCUGUCGGUGGAGGGCCUGCUGCGGCGGGUGGAGCUAGAGGAGCUGACGGACUUGUGGGUGCGGCAGCUGCCGGGGCACUGCUUCGGCACGCCCUGUCUUUGCCAUGCUGAGAACUUGGCGUUCGUGGGCACGCACGGAGAGCAAGUGCUAUGCAUCGACCUUGCUGAUGGUGCCAUCAGGUGGCAAGUUUCCAUCGGCGACGUGGUGUAUGGCUCGCCGUUUCUGGUCGAGUCCUCACGGAAUCCGGCCCUGUGCAUAGCGACUCGAAGGGGGAAGCUCUUCUUCUUAGAUGCCCGUGACGGCAGUGCCAUUUCAACCUCCGCCCAGCUGGAAGGCGAGGAUGUGGUCAUCGACCUGGAGUGCGACCUCCCAGUCGGCAGCAAGCUGCUGGACCUUUCCGCGACCUUCACCGGGCCGCUGGGCCUCCAAACCCUGCAGGCGGAGGCCUUGCUGCAGGAGGCCGCCCCUUCCGCGGAGUGCGUCUUCCAGCGCUGGCGGCUGCGCCUCGCGGAGCUGCUGCGAGAGCUGCUGCGCCGGGGCGAGGCUCGACUGAAGGAGGCUCAGGAUCUCGUGCAGGAGUUUCUGAAGGAGCUGAGGCUAGCUCGGCAAGAAGUCCCGCUGCUGGAGGGCCUGCUGGAGGAUGUGCAGGGCCAGGUUGCGGAGGCGGUCUCCCGGCAGGACUGGUAUACGUCUUGGGGCGCGCACUACCUGCGCUCGCUGUCCCGCGCCCACCUGUCGCAAGUGUGCAACAACUUCAAGGACCCUGGUGUGCAGGGAUACGGGGGUGAGCUCUUUCAGGAUGUCCGGGACGUGGCGGACGAGAUCUUCCUAAAGCUUCCGCCGCCCAACCCGGCGGUGCGCAGCGGCAUGGAGAUGUUGAUGGCCAUGGGCUUCCCGGAAGUUGAGGUGACACGGGCACUGGAUUUCGCGCACAACGACGUUGAGACUGCCGCGACUUAUUUGAUGGAAGGCUUCCCUGCUCGUCGCCCACCAGCACCCGGUGCCGUUCGCCCGGGGAGGUCGGCGCCGGCGGUGGACAUGUCCCACUACUAUGAUGCCUCAGGUGGCUGA